AUGAAAACGGAUAAAGCGAACAGUGAAAAUGGUUAUAAACCAUUUGUUAGACAGUGUUUCCUGACCGCAAGCGUGGCGUUGAACAUCGUCGCUCAUGGCUGCGUGAUUGGCUUCCCAGCGAUCCUCAUACCAGCUCUACGACUUCCUGAUUCAGAAAUAAAGGCUACUGCUAGCCAGGAGUCAUGGAUAGCUUCCAUUGUUGGAUUCGCGUUGAUCAUGGGAAACUUCAUCAUUACACCCCUUAUGGAUGGCGUGGGUCGAAAAAAAUCUCACUUACUAACAAUCCUACCAAUCUUUGCCGGCUGGUUUAGUCUACUAAUGGCAGAGAGCGUCACCUGGCUAAUUUUAGCCAGGUUUCUUCAGGGAGUAGCUAUGGGAAUGCUGGGUCCUCUAGGGUCAAUCAUAAUAGCUGAAAUGACAGACCCAAAAAACCGAGGAGCCUUCCUUACAUCCGUCUCCCUAUCAUUGACUAUUGGAGUUCUGUUUUCCCAUUCUUUGGGGGCGUUUUUUAGCUGGCAACAAAGCAGUUUAAUAUGCUCAUUUAUAACCUUCACUAGUUUGAUACUUAUCAUCUAUAAUCCUGAAUCACCAUCCUGGUUGAUUUCUAAAGGAAGAUAUCAAGAAGGUGAAGAAAUUUUCUUUUGGUUGAGAGGCAGAACACCUGACCAAGAAACGGAGUUUGAAAACAUGAUAACUGCUCAAAAAUCGUUACGAAAAUCGAGUAUUCUUGGACAGGACGUGUCGUUCAGUGUACGCUUGAGAAGAUUUUGUAUUUAUGUAAAUCAGACAUUUAGAAAACCUGAAUUUUAUAAGCCUAUAAUAAUCAUGUUUGUUUUAUACACAAUGUUCCAAUUUGCUGGAAUUAACGUGAUAAGUUCUUAUGCUACUGAUAUAAUACGGCAAGUAGUUGGACCUGAUGCGAACGCAAAAGUCCUUAUGGUCGUAUUGGAUAUAGAAAGAUUAAUCUGCAAUCUAGGAGCUGUGUUUCUGAUGAAGACAAUGAAGAGACGCACAUUACUAUUUAGCAGUACUGCUGUAUGCAUUUUUUCAUAUUUAGGAAAGAGUUACUACGUUUACGCAAGAGAGAAUAAUUCAUUACCGUUCACAAGCCAAUGGAUCCCAAUUACUUUAAUAGGUUUAUAUAUGUUUUCUUUGACUGUAGGUAUAUCCUCUAUACCGUUUACCAUAUCAGGGGAAAUAUUUCCUUUAGAAUAUCGAGCAUUUGGCGGCGGUAUAAGUGUACUGGCGUUAUCAUUUAAUUUCUUUGUUGCUGUUAAAUCUUUCCCAGUUUUAACAUCAGCAGUUGGUUUAUCAAUUACGUAUCUCAUGUAUACAGGUGUGGUUGUUGUAUGCCUCUCUGUCUUAUAUUUUAUGUUACCUGAGACAAAAGACAGGACUUUGCAGGAAAUAGAAGAUAGUUUUAGAGGCAUGUCGGCAGCAGAUAGGAAGUGUGCUGAACCUUUGAAUGGUACAUAUGACAAUGGAAUGCGAAGGUGCAGUUCCCAUACUCUAUUUUAA
Pieris macdunnoughi is the source of this 1518-nucleotide messenger RNA. The record is from the annotation of a GenBank genome assembly. NCBI's taxonomy places the organism in Eukaryota, Metazoa, Arthropoda, Insecta, Lepidoptera, Pieridae.